GAGGCAGAUGCCCCGGGACACUGAGGCAGAAUAGGAGCGGAGGAUGGAGACCAGGGAGGACAAAUCCCCGCAGCAGGACCUUGUGGAAGAGGCCGUUUUGAGCGAUUCCAUAGUGCAGGAAUCCAACGGGAAGGAAAAGCCCCAGAGAUCCCGCACAAGGAGGGGCUGCAAACCCAGCCCUGGCAUCUGUGAGGAGGAAAGACCUGCCCUGUGCCAGGAGGGUGGACAGAGCUUCAGCCAGAGCUCAGACAUGGUGGUCACUGAGCACCAUCGAAGCAGGGAGAAGUCAUACAAGUGUGGGGAAUGUGAGAGGAGCUUCAGCCACAUCUCCAACCUGAAGAAACACCAGAGGAUCCACACUGGGGAGAAGCCCUACAAGUGUAGGGAAUGUGGGAAGAGCUUCAGCCGUAGCAACAACCUGGCCCGUCAUGAGAAUACUCAUGAUAAUGAAAGGCCUUGCAAGCGCUCUGAACGUGGGAAGAGCUUUAGAGAGACAUCCAAACUAAACCAGCACAAGAUAAAUUGCUCUGGGGAACAGCCCUAUGUGUGUGAAGAAUGUGGGAAGAACUUCAGCCGGAACUCCAACCUGGUCCGCCACAAGAGGAUCCAUACUGAGGAGAGGCCCCACAAAUGUCCCAAAUGUGGGAAGAGCUUCAGCCAGAGCACCCACUUGGAUGUCCACCAGUGCAUUGACACCAGGGAACAGCCCAACAACUGUGAGAAAUGUGGGAAGAGCUUCAGGAAGAUUCACAACCACCUGUGUUUGGAAAUCAGGAUAUGUGACAGCUACAAGUGCUGGACGUGUGGCAAGAGCUUCAACAAGAGGUCCCACCUAAUAGUCCACAUGCGCACCCACACUGGGCAACAGCCCUACAGGUGUGAGCAGUGUGGGAAGAGCUUCAGAGAUCGCUCCAACCUGAACCACCACCGGCGGACCCACACUGGGGCACGGCCCUACCUGUGUGAGCAGUGUGGGAAGAGCUUCCCCAGGGGCUCUCACUUGUCCCAGCACCGACAGAGGCACUGCCACGGUGGGCGAAGGCAGAGGCAGAAUCCAAAGGCUGAUGUCACCUUUGUAGCUGAAAGCUGAGACCUUCUUUCAACCUUUAAAAUAUGAAUUAGGAAAACACUGGGUGAUGCAUCACUCACCCUAUUUGCCAAAUGCUUCUAAGAAGGAUCUGUUGGUAUUUUGCAAAGUGUGGAGAAUAACAGAUAGUUGAGGAUGGUUUACUGAAUUAAAUUUUAAAAAUAGCUUCUGCAUCCCUGUGAAUAAGAAAGGCCAAGGACUGAGCGAAGGAAAGAAUGUAAAAAUAUGGACUAAUUCUGAAUAUGCAUUUAAUGUUUUCAGUGAGGUCAUCUGGAAAGAGAGAGGACUGGCAACUGUUCAAGGCCUGGAAUUGAACACACUGAACAGACCCAUCCACUGCUAGAGAGUAUUAAGGAGUCUGGAAAGCAGCCUUUAUACAUUGCAAGAUUCAUCAAAAUGGGGAAGCAACUCUUGAGUUAGAGAAUCUUUUUGUCGAUAAAAUAGUAAAAGAAGCAAGAAAAAGGAUCUUAACAGUGGUGCUACAGAAGGAAAUCAGUUUGACAUGGUUUGUCCCAAAAUGUGAUCAACAGAGCCAUCAGUUUUCUGGCACAAAGGUUGAAAUCAAGGAAAGUGAAUGGACUGUUACACCAGAGGGACAGACUGUAGUCCCACCUCAGCGAGAACAUAAAAACACUUGCAGGGGAACAAGAAACCUUUUGAAACAUUAAGAAAUCAGUAACAGAAAGGGAAAAAACUGAUAUUGUACAAUCCGUAACAAAUGUGAAAUCUUCUCUAGAACCCACCCAAACAUGAGCAAAAGAGUUGUGUUAGAAAUAACAGAGGCUGGGGAUUCUCCUGGACAUUGUUGGCGAAUAAAUUCUACUGAGUUACACCCAAAAAGGAUGCAGAGCCAUUUGAAGCUGCUCCAGAGCGGGACCUGGGGAAUCACCCAGAGCUCAGACUCUGCAGCCUUUGCCAGCGCCAGAGGGACCGAGAACGGAGCGACCCACCAGAGACGCUUUCUGAAUUUGUCAUUUCUUCAGAGCAGCAAGUGAGUGUUGUUAUCUGGUAUUGUUCAUUCUGUGAGCUGGGGAGUGCUUUACCUAUUAAAUAAACAGGGUUUUUUCCACUUCUCUCUGAAGAAAUUCAUCCCGAACUGAUUGAAGAAGAGAGGCUGUGUAGGUUGGCUUUCUGGAGGGGCCCCUUUUGGAGGCUUUCUCCAGAUUUGUCCUAAACCAAGACCAGAGACGGGGAAGGCUUAGAAGACCAUGGGGGGAAUUGCAUCACCACUUGCACUCCUAAUUGGUGAUUUUUGUCAUCAAUGCUAAUCUGCUAAACUUGCAAAACUGUAUUCACCUUUUGUGGUGGGUGUGGGCAUUUUGUGGACAUUUUUCAUAUCUACUCCUGGAGGUCUCCAAUAAAGACCAGCUUUUAUAUUACCUCCUAUACAAAUACUAUCUCCAAAAGGUGUUGCUUUAUUUCUCGGUUCUUUAAGGCCUCACAGAGUGACAUAAUGACAUCUUGGGGAACCAAGUGUCACCUGCAAGCACAACAGGGCCUCAUGGAACCCAGGUGCCACUUGAAUAGUGCCCGGGCACAUGGAAUUCAGUGUCCAUUGUGACACAGCACAGCCACAUGGAACUCAGCAGAACAUUGUGACAGCAUGGAAUCUCAUGGAACUAAAGCUGUGCUUUGACAAAGUGGGGCCUCCUGGGACACAGGUGCCACUGGGGUGUUGCCAACGCUGGUACAACCCAGUGCCCAUUGUGACACAGUGCAGCCUCAUGGAGCUGUCUUGGGGAUGGUUCAUACCUCAUAACCAUUUUGGGGUUUCUUUGUUUUGUGUUCAUAAUGGUCACUGCCUCCCCUCCCCAGCUCUGAGAAUAUCGCAAUGGGUGGAGGGGCAGCCUGGGAUCCUGUGGGGGCUGGGCUGAUCCAGAGGCUGCUCUUCCUUCAGGCUGGGGUGAUCAGCUCAGCAGCCAUGCAGCACAGUGCAUCUCAUUUGAGACACUGUUGCCCUGCAGUUGUGGCCUUUUGCUUUUUUCCUUGUUUUCUUUUUUCUCCUUUGGCACUGUGACUAGGGUUGCCAGCUUGCUUCUCUGCUGCUCUGCCACUUGAGAGCCCAGGGCUGGUGUGCUGGGAGCUGGGAGCACCCCUUCCCCUACCAGGCUGCUCCCUUUGCGUGGUGACCCAGCCUCAGGACCGGACAUCACCAGUGAGCCAUGCAAAGGAGAAAUCUCCCACCCAGCCGCUGCUGUUUUCUGCCACUGCUUAAUUAAGGGGUUUUUGCUACACUAUAGUGCAACACCCUGCAUCCAUCAGGACAGCCCGCUGCUGCUGCUUCUGCCACCGCUCCAGGGUUAGUGCUACACUUUCAUUCACCGCCCCCGGGGAUCUGCUCCCCUCUGUUCCAGCUGACACUCCGAGGUUCCUGCUGCCGUCCAUUUGCUCCUGCAGUGGCGCUGAGGCCGGCUGCUCGCCGUGGCUCUGGCGAAAGGAGCCCCUUUCUCCCCGUGCCGCCCCCACAGCCGCCGUGGCCGGGUCAGAGGCCGCUGAGCUCGCACUGUUGCCCGAUUGGUAAAUGACACAAAACUCGGAUAAGUUUUGUGGGUGCUUUAUUAAGGGCCCGGGGAACUGGGGGACUCACGUCCCAAAGUCCAAGCCCCCAAAUUCA
This is a messenger RNA of Melospiza georgiana, 3701 nucleotides long. Its product is annotated as zinc finger protein OZF-like. The transcript is spliced from 4 exons. The record is from RefSeq and is a predicted model, not a curated record. The coding region runs from base 44 to 1090 and encodes 348 amino acids. Lineage: Eukaryota; Metazoa; Chordata; Aves; Passeriformes; Passerellidae.